Molecule: messenger RNA, 11084 nt
Organism: Anthonomus grandis grandis
Lineage: Eukaryota; Metazoa; Arthropoda; Insecta; Coleoptera; Curculionidae
Product: ubiquitin carboxyl-terminal hydrolase MINDY-3 homolog
Exons: 8
Coding region: 103-1413 (436 amino acids)
Biological process (GO): protein K48-linked deubiquitination
Molecular function (GO): cysteine-type deubiquitinase activity; K48-linked deubiquitinase activity; calcium ion binding
Source: RefSeq, a predicted model, not a curated record
ACCUUAAUUCUACUUUACUAUCCAAAACAUUCGAGAGGAUAAUUUUAAAUAAACCAAAAGAAAUCGUAAAAAAUCGUCUCGUUUGGAGGGUUUUUGCCUAAAAUGGCGGAAACACUCCCUUCUGUCGUUGAACAGGAGCUCUUGGGGCUAAGGACACUAUUAUGGGGUGCAGAAAUUAAGCAGGACAUUUUCAAGCGUUGGUCCCAAGGUUUCUACUAUAGUAUAAAUGAAAAAAGUGCUCUUGAACAGGCUGAAGGAGGUCCUUGUGCGAUUAUAGCUCCAGUCCAAGCUUUCAUCAUUAAAAACUUACUUUUAGAGUAUAAGGACUUGAGUUUUCGAGAAAAGGUUACUCCUGAGUUACAAAACAAAAUGCUCAUUCACGCACUUUGCGAAAUACUGGGCCAGUGCAGCACCGAUAAGUUCUGUAUAGUGCAUAAAGAUAACCACACCAGUGACACCAAGCUAGAAGGCGACAAAAAUGAAAAUCUUUCAGAACACGAAAGUAACUCGGAUCCGCAACAGUUUCACGAGGAUCUAGAUGUGAUAUUCUUUUCGUCGCUGAGUGAUGUACACAAGUAUUAUUUUGAUCAUAUUGAUAUGUUAAGAGGAAAGUAUGGUGUGUUAUUGUUUUUAUAUUCUGUGAUAUUAUCUAGGGGCUUGCAGCAAGUAAGGGUUGAAUGUGGUGAUUCCCAGGAUCCUUUUAUAGAUGAAACUUAUGGAUAUGGCAGCCAGUCGUUAAUAAAUCUUAUGAUAACGGGCAGUUGUACUACUUAUGUUUGGGAUCAUUAUCAGGAAGUAGGUGGGCUUAGGUUAAAGGGAAUAGAAAAGCAAAGCCAGGUCGGCUUUAUCACCAUCAUGGAACACCAUAGAUUUUGUACAGUAGGAUCUUUUUAUAAAAACCCUAUACAUCCAGUAUGGGUUGUUGGAUCAGAUACACAUUUAACAGUCCUGUUUAGUGAUGAGAGACGACUGGUGAGUCCAGAAACUAAAAGCGAACAGGCGCGGCGAGUAUUUAAGAGCUUCGAUCCGGACGGAAACAAUUUUAUAAGCACAGAUAAAUUGGGAGAUGUACUUCAAGCCUUGGAUUUAGUUAGUGAAGUUGAAUAUGUAGAUAUAAUGAAGAAGAAGCUAGAUAGCGAAGGUUUAGGUAUAAUAUUGUUAAACGCAUUUAUGGACGAGUUUUUUCCGAAAGAAGAAUCGUCCACACCGGAUAUGUUCACGUUGGUCCAUUAUAACGGAUUGCCCCAGAGUAAUAUAAAUGGACAGGUACAAUACCACAUAGGUUCGGCAAUUUUAUUGGAAUCGGAUAUAAGGUCGGUAUGCGAAUGGAAUCCGAUGUUAACGGUGCUCCAAACGAAAUGGCCCAGUAUAGAAGUCAAUUGGCGCGAUGACAUUACGCCCUCGUUAAAUUAAAAAAAAAAUCAUCGUUUAUUAAUUUAUUGAGUAGCGUUUAGUUUGGAUACACAUCUUAUAACGAAGUUAUUUUCUUAAUAAUAAGUAGACAUAAGAAAAUUUAGUUAACUACGCUUGAAAACGAAAUUUCCACGAACACAUUCUGAUUAAUGGGAUUUGUGUAUAAUUUUAAAUAACACGUUAUGUCUGGUUAUAUUUAUGAAUUAUCAUUAUGUUUUGUUAUAUAAGGAAUUAAAUUACGAUUUUUUUAAAUGCAAGUUUAUUGUUCAAAAGUAUUUUUGAUUUUUUUAAAAGUUACAGUGCAUUUUAAAGCUACAGAAAAAAUUAAUUUAAUAUUUCCUACAGUAUUCUUCCAAGUAAUAUUAAUAUUUUUUUUAAACUAAUAAUAAAUACUUAGAUUCAUACUGAUGCUGGAUAAAAACAUUCUUUGAGUUCCUUUAUUCAUACAAUUUGAUAAGAACAACGAGCAUGUCCAGAAAAUAAGGGGAACCGGCAAAGGCAAAACAUGAAACUUUAAGGAAAAAUACAAAUUUUUGUACAUACAAUAUGCAAAAAUAAAUUUUUAUUCGGAGAAAAAAAUUAUUAUAUGUGGCGUGUUACUGCAAAAUGGCCUAGAUCCAAUUCCACUAAUAACACGAAACUGUCGCAACUAAAUUAAAAGUAGUAUAACCUAAACCAUUAUUGUAAAUGAUUUUUAUCAACCCAUAAUACUAAAACAAGUUGUGAAAAUAAGAGAAACAUCAAUGAGAGGAAUUUUAUUCAGCUAUAAAAUUUGGAUAUUUUGUUUUAUUGCUGCAACCAAAUGGAUAUAGGCUGCUUUGCCACAAUAAUACACUUUUAAGGAAUAAUAAAAAUAUCUUUUUUAUUAUUAACAAGGGCUUACAAAAAAUAAAACGACCCCUUAUCAACAGACUAACACUAAAUAAAAAAUUAUACUAAAAAAUUGAAAAUUAAGAAACUUAUUUUGAAAAGUUUACGCUCGAUCAGAGAGCUGUUCAUUUACAUGUCCUUUACAAAACCCUUUUGGUGGUUUCCAAUGCGUUUUUUGUAGAAAAAGCAUUCUGCCUUUGUGUCCCAGAUUUCUCCAAAGUGCUUCUUCAAAAGAUUCUUAAAAUCUCUAAUCUUGCCUGCUUUCAAUCCCGCCCCCAUUGGUACCUCAUCUGGCAUUGCAAUUAACUUUAUUUUGACCCGGUGUAUUACAAUAAUUUUACCAUUGCUUAAAUCGCUAUUAUAAGAUGUUUCUCCUUGGACCAAACAUUUUGCUCGGUAGAUUUUUUUUUUCUGGUAACUUUCGUAGUUUUUUUUUCAAUGGAAGCAAAUAGGCGGUCUGCGGGUAAGAACAAGUGUCCAGGAAUAAGCAAAAUAAAUUCUAUUACCUUAAUGUUUGGCGGUGCGAGUUUUGCUAAGAGGUAGUUUAACAUUCUUAACAUGAUCGAGAAACGAUUUUGCUCAUCACAUCCAUCAGCUCAUCACCUUUGGGUUCAAUAAGAUAAUAAUUCGAGGAUGGACAAUUGAUGAAACACCGAUGAAGCAAUUUCAUCUGCACCCUUUUUUGAUGCUCCAUCCAAGUAUAGGAAUAUACGUUUUCCGGACUCAAGCAAUUUCUUGAACUUCCUUUUACUAAAAUUAAAAUAUAAAUAUAUAAAUAUAAAAUCUUUCCAGAACCCUAAUCUGUUUGUUGGAAUAAUUUCAGAGAGCUUAUUUAAUAAUGUUUUUCUGCCGCUAAACUGCAAAAUUACCACAAAACUAGUAUUUACCUUUUCAAGAUCAGCAGAUACAAUCAAAUAAGGAGAUUUACUAUCGGAUUUGCUGUCCUGUUAAUACGCUUUCCUUGAAAAUUUUGCUCUUUUUAUAUGGAUGUUCCAAUUUUGACAUACCUGGCAAUCAUCGGGCAAAUUGUUUUUGUUAUGGCCUAUUUGCUUACAAUGCAAUUCAAAAAUCUCACAAGACCAACACUCCUCAUGCCCAAGAUUUUUUUAUUUGGAGUCACUCUUGGAUAUUUUUUGGAUGUAUAAAUUGCAGUUGUUUUAUUAGGAGAUGGAAUUAUGGGUCUUAAAAAUCUAUCGUUGUGUGAAUCAUAUCCUAAUGUAGCCAAGAAAAAAAAAUUGCAUACUCGAUGUUGGUCACCAGUUUCAUUUUUAAGAAUGUAAUGAAAGGUAGCAGACUUUCUUAAUGAGUCAACCACAGCAGAAACAACCACAGUUCUUUUGAUGUUUUCUCGUUUCACCUGAUUUAAUAAGAAGUUUUGUUGAACGACCUUUGAUGAUUCCCAAUCGUGCUGGUUAGUAACAUUUCUACAUUCUUCAGUGAAUUUUGAGCUGCAUGUGAAUAAAUACUUGGCAGAGCAGGAAGGUUUUACUUGAUGUUUUAAGACUUCAAUCAGCAUUUGAACUACUCGAAAUAUCUUGUUCGUUUUCAGGUUUCGAUAUAUCUUGAAAUGAGGAACCUGCUGGAGAAGAAGAUAGAGGUAGAACCUAUACUAGCGAAGAAUUUGGUCGAAUUUUAUAAUGCGAGUAAACUUGAAUUUUUCUUUCAGACUUUGAAGAAUUAUCAUAAUAUUAGUGUGGCUGAUAAUCCGGGUCCAAGUCUUCAUUAGUUUUCUUUUUUUUUUUAAUAUUCCGAGAAGAAAGUUGUUCCUUUAUUUGACAUAGCCAACAUUCUUUUGCCUCUUGACAAAUUAUCUAUAAUGAAACUAUAAAAGGAACAAAAAAACAAAAAUUUUAGAUUUAUAAAAAAUAAUUAGAAAGCAAUUCUUACCUUGAAUUAAAUAUAAACACUAAAAACUAGAUAUAAACAAAUGUCUAGAUGAUUAUCUUUUUAGUUCUUAUGAGUAUUUCGUAUAACACUAAUAUUUAUACUACCAUUAAACUUUUUAAAAGUGCUAAGUCAUUUUGCCGUAUAUGCUUAAAAACAGGCAGAUACGGAAAUUUCUCUAAAAACACCUGGGUUACGGCAAACAUCUUUAACCCUUUCAAGCCCAAAUUAUUUUUUGCAAAAAAAAAAUUUUUUUCUUAUUAUGGGCUAAAAAAAAAAGGUAAAAAUGUUUUUUUUUUGAAAGGGCCAUUUUUUUAGAGAAAAAAAUAAUGAGUCCAUUUGGAAUCAGUGGGCGAAAAAUAAUACAAAUGUAAAUUUUUAAUUGUUUAUUUUAGUUGACUUAAGUCGUAUCGGAAAAGUACUAAAGGUACUAAACAUUAAAAACUAACGAUUAUGAAAUCUAACAAAACAACUUUUGUCCUUUAACAAACAAAGGAGGGCAUUUUGCAUUUCAUACAGGAAAUUCUGGUGUAUGAUUUGAUGCAAUUUCUACAUGCAAUUUCUACAUUUGACUGCAUGCGGUUGAGGGACAUCGAUAAACUUCUUCUCUGAUGAAGACUAUCUUUUGACAUGUAUAGGUACGGUAGCAGGCCUGUAAAUGUAGAAACGAUGUGUACUGCUUUAUUGUCAAACCAUUUGACGGCAAAGAUAUUUUCACUCGUCGGUGCAAAAAUCAAACGAACCACGUCCUUCCUUUUUCAACUCGGCAUCAUUUUUUAAUUGACAUCCAGGUAGCCUUACAAUCCUUACGGUUCCACAUGCAAAUAUUCCCAUCUUCUUAAGUUCACAAUAAUAGUUUAUACGACGUGAACCAAUUAUCUGUAAAAACUUUAUAAUUUAAGUCUUUGUGUAAUGUCUCCACAAGUCUUAUAACAAUGUCACCACUGAUUCCUAGAUUACUCUCUUUUACGGUCCCUUUUCCCCUGUAUAUUUCAGUCAUAAAUAAUACCGCUCGCUCCAGCUCUGGCAAAUAUUUUAAUUCCCCAUUUAUGCGGUUUAUUCCGAAUAAACUGUUUGAGCGAACUUUUCCCCUUGAAUGGCACCAUGAUUUCGUCUAUUGAAUUGUAUUCUUCUUGCUCAAUUUUUGACAUGUUUGAUUUUAUGGCAUCUUUUACAGGUCGUAUUUUAAAAAGUUUAUCAAAUCUAUUUCUUGACAUAAUAUCAGCUAUAGGUGAAUAACGAGUUUCUUGUGCCCGAUACAUUCGAUAGCUAGGCAUCCUAACUAUACCAGACAUAAUAUUUAUUAUUUAUUCCAAGGAAUUGAGAGAUUUCGGUAACCUUAGUAUUGCUACAUAUGCCCGUUUGUUGAGUAGAGUACGAAUUUGUCUGGUCAGUAAUAUGCUAGAUUAAAUUAUCAUCAAGAAAUAACUUGAAAUAUGACAGUGGAGUUGAAUCAUUUUCCUUUGCGUUAGUAAAUAUUACGUUACAUUCAAUUCGUCACGGGAGCAAAAUCUCUCCAUUUUGGGGGAAUUUGUACACUAGGCGUUGGUUUUUGGUUCUGGUUCCAAAACGUUCUGGUAAAUCGUCUUUAGGGUCAAAGUCUUGUUCUAUUUGUGUAUUAGGUUCAUGUUCGUUUUCAUCAGAUAUCAGCUCGCCUGUAUCCACUUCUAAGUUAUAAUUUGAUAACAGGUCUUCUGCAGUAAGUUCUGGAUUGGGAUCAUAUUCAUGCUGUAACCGAAGGAACGUUUCUUUAUCGAAAUCGUCCUCAUCGACGUCAUUUAAAUCUUUUAAAUACGACUCGUCCCCUUCUAGAAACAACAGCAAAUGUUUUUCUUCUUUUUCCGAAAGCCCAACCGGCAUCUGAAACUGAAAAUAUUAUAAAAAUUGCAGCUCAUAACUGCCCACUGAUGCCAAAUAGAAUAAUUAUUUUAGUCACGUUAUGCCCACUGAUGUCAUUUGGAGUCAUAACCUUCUAAGCCCAUAUUCUCAACACUUUUACUAUAAUUUCAAUCAAAACAUAAUUUUGUGUCACUAAUGAUCUAUUCAUGUUAUUUUUAUUAAUAUAACACAUAAAAAUAAAAAACUUACCUUGAUUUUAUUCACUGGAAAACAACAAUAAUACAUACAAUUUUGUAAAUUUUAAAACCUAACCUAAAAAUCGAAAUGUCAAUUGAUAUUUCACGAUCUGUUAUGCGUGUCGCCAUCUGUGAUUUAUAGACUAUAAUAUACUACCUGAGUUUUUAAAUUCUGCUGUGACUUUUAAGGAAUAUAUUUCAACAAUUGGAGUCACUCGGCCGGAAAGGGUUAAAAUUCAAUUUAUAAAUGUAGAUACGGCAAAACAAAACACGUUAAAGCUGUGACAUGCUGAUUAGAUACGGCUUUUUGAGCAACGAAAAUUAGAUUCAUGAUUGAUUUUCUUCCAGAAUAUGCUAAAAACCGUAAAUCGCAAAAUUGUUGGUUACGGCGUUUUCACUAAGCACGGCAGUAUAAUAUGCAGUCUGAUCCUGAACUUUAUAACUAAAUGUUAUACUUUCUGGUAAACAUUUUUUGAAAAAAUGUUUUUUUGAUUUCAUUAAUUCGUCACUCCAAAUUUCCACGGCAAAUUUCGGCGAUGCACAGACUUGUCUCGAGAGUAGUGGCUUUUUUUAAUUUUUCUAUAAACCCUUUAAUAGCGGCCUUUUUGUGCCAUAAAGGGGAUUUGGCCUUGGUCCGCCUCUCUUAUCAACCGGCAUUCUACCAGUAUUUAAAAAUGUUCGAGCUAAGCCUUAAACUCUUUUUGAGAUAUUUGAAGAACAUUAACUAAAGUUUGCUGACAUACACGUAGACAAAACCUCUCCGCACCGGAAACUCUAAUGUAGUAAUUUGUAGUAACCUUCGUAGAUGUACGCUUCUUUUUAGGACGUGACCACCUUUAUUGUUACACCACCUUGUUGGCUUUACAUAUUUUAGGAUAAAUGAAUCCUGUGAGUUUUUCUCGCGCGUUGAGUAAACAUUUUCAUGAAAUUCUUUAAUGUCCCUCAUUGUUAAUCUCUUGCAUUUAUAAGAUUUAUUUAAAUGACCGCAAUGAGCAUAUUCUGUCUGGUAGACCUAAAGGAUCAAAUCUGCAAUAAUAAAACAACCUAUAAUAAUUAAUCAAAAUGCCUAUAAUAUUAUUUUUGACCUUAAAAUAAUAUUGCAAGCAAAUAUUUUAUUAUAAAAUCUAUGUUUCUUUUAGAAUGUAUACAUAAUAAAUCAGAAAAAAAACAUAUUAACAAACCUUUUAGAUUUUGCUAGGUUUCUUUUCCAUUUACUGCGAUCCCCAGGAGUCCUAGCUUUUCCUGGCUCUGAUGAAGUAAUUCUCUCAUUCAUAGUCACUAAACUAAAUAAAUGUUCAACACUUUAUAAUAAUUAUUUUACAGGACCAAAAUAAACAAGCUCUUUGCGUGGCAAAAAGUAAACAAAGACUAAAUGGUUUUAGAGGGAACCGCUAGUUGGCGCGCUAAAUUUCUAGCAAUUUGAUUGGUUCAUUGGAUAUAGACCUAAUUGACGCGAUCAAGUCGAUAAAUAUUGAACAUUUUGCCGCGACACCUGAUAUUUAAUAGUAGUUUAUAUGGGAUAAAGGCACUUUUAGCGUUUUAACAUUUUAUUUAUGUAUCCGUCGGAUCGAAUAGAUAUUAAAUCGAAUUUAUUUUUUUCAAAAAUUGGAUAUAGACCAAUUUGCUCUGACGCGCCUCAUAUGUCUGAGUAUUACGAUUGCUAAAAACUGGACAAACCUGGUAAAAACUUAAUUAAGACUAAACAAAAGCACUAGAACGCAAAAUGGUAUAAUGCAGCAAGCAAAACGGACUUAAGAACGGAGUAAAGAACAAGUGUGCUUACAACUGGCAAACUGAAUACUGAAUCUAACCUUCGAUGGAUUCAGAAUAAGAAUAUUGGCAGUAUAAACAUAGCGCAUCUUCCUUUUUAUCAAACGAUAUAUGAACCUAAUCACCAAAAGCGGCUUUUGUUUAGCUUGAUUUGCAUUUUUAACUUCGGCGGCUUCCAGCACUAUUUGGUAUGGAGAAGAAGUAAUAAUAGUGGUUUUAUCUCCUUUUCGUGUAGCUCUUUUAAUUUGUUUUGCUUUGGGUAUGGACAAAAGUAAUUCAGCUACCACCAAGAAGCCACUUUUAUUUACGAGCCCGGGUGUUGAAACAUGGAUAGUAAUUUGGACAAGUGAGACCUCUGUAUCAAAAUCGUCUUUUUCAUUAUUGGCAUUUGAAAAAAAUGUUUUUUGGAUUGUUAACCAAGUUGUGACUUAAAAAAACACAACUGGGGAUCAAUAUGGCUAACAGCAAACUUAGCAGAUCAGCAACAGUUCCUGCUGAUACAACUGACUUACCUUUAUUAGAAUCUUUAAUCUUAUUUCGAGCUGCUGAUAAUUUACCUCUACUAAUUUGUGCCAGUGGAAUAUCUUCAUUAGAAUCGUCACGCUCAUUUCAAAUUGAAUAUAAUGGUGAUAGUUAUGGAAGAGACUUAAAGACCAUCAGAUAAUUGAUCAAUGCACGUUCGGCCGCUAAAAACUCCGCUUCCGUGAAAACGUUUGGAUUUGAUCCCAAUUGCUCUAAAUGCAUUGUGGGCAUUAGGGAUAGUGGCAUCUUUCUCCAAUGCUCGGCCGACCAACUUUUUAAUUAAAACCGCGUUAUAGAUCCGCCAGGAUUAGAUCAUAACCAUCAUAUUACAGCAUUUGAGUAAUAUGCGCAAAAUGGCGUCAUGACGGCCACAUCAAGUAGCUGCCACUUAUGUGUGCAGACUUUUAAUCUAGUCAUUUCUAUGACCUACGGCGACAGUUGCUCUUUUGCCGCAAUUCUGGUUUCAUUCGUUUUCGUGGAAACACAAACAUGCUCUAAAACAGAAAACAGUUGUAACCAGUUGGCCGCUUUCUGGGUUCUGAGGUUAAUAGGCCGCGACUUGUUUCUUUACUUUUUUGCCUGUAAUUUUUGGCAAACUUUUAAGAAUAGUCGUUAUUAUAUCUGUUUCAUCUACAUUAAAGAUUCUGUGAACAGUCAUUUAUCUAUAAGUUCCAUUAGUAAAGUAAAAAACUUUCUACUACGCUUCCCUGGAGGCAGAAGUGGUAUCUGUUUUCUGUAGACUCAUAUCAGGAUUUCUAACCAAAAAAUUAAUAACUAAUAUCUUCCAACCUUUUUCUUUAGUCACACUUUCAAGGUUCUGAGAUCUUAUAAAUAUGUCGACCCUGCGCUUUAAGGUAGUUUUUGAAAAGUUUUAAACUGUCAGAUACUUUUCUAAGCCCGAUGGCAUUAUAUACAACUUCAACGGCAUUUUUUAUUGAUUCGCUGGACCAACUCUGCCGAUUCGUUUUUUUUUAUAUAGUCGCUGAUUAUCUAAAUGAAAAGCAUAACAUAAGUAAAAAUGCGUGCGGCAAUCGUUAUUUUUUCGUCCCUGAAUAUGAAAAAAAGUUAUGAAAGCUAAAUUUACCUUUAAUUUGUUAAUUUUUUGUCAACUAAUCAUAUUUUGUUGUUAGAAUUUUUUUUCACCGAGGUGGUGAGGAGGGGCAAUUGAGGGUUUUAGCUUGGUACAAAUAUGUAUAAAAAAAAUAAAAAUGACUUACAGGACAGGUUUGCAGUAUUACAGAUAAAAAUAUUUGUUAGUACAACCUAAAUAUUCAGAACAUUUUUAUAAAAACUUACCAUGUGAUAUAGUGAGUCUUUGCAUAAGGGAAUGUUACAUUUUUGACAAAUGGUCUUAGCCUCCUUCUAGAUUAUCCCUCUACUGGAAGGUGUAAAGGCGUGGUUCCGUACAGUUUCCUUUUUUUCGGUAUAGGGACCUUUUUUAGGUAGUGGUAAAUUAGUCUGUUUCGUAUCUUCUGCUACGAGGUCUUCAGCAAGAUUCACCAGAAAUAUCAGAAAAGCAAUGUUCUCUUUUUCACGCUUCAGGUCAUUAAAUAUACAUCAAUCAUUUACGGGACACAUUCUGAGGCACAUGUACCAUAUCUUUUCCACCAUUUUGUAGAUUUUCUCUCGUGAUGAUAUAUACAAAUCAUUUGGUCCGCUCGAUCAACACCUCCCAUUUUUUGCCUAUAAAACGACAUGGCUUCGGAGAAAUCAAUCUUUUGUUGCUCUCCGAUUUUCGAUUUCUUUUUUAUGGUGGUAAUGUCGGGUUUGUGACAAUUACUCAUUAGUAGAACCUCUUUGGUAUCUUGCUAUUUGACACAUAACAGCCCACUAUUUGUGAUCCUGAAUCUCCAUGUUUACCCUCCAUUUUAGGAACGUUGUUUAUACAUGUACCAAAAGCUCUAUGGCUUCCAAUAAAUUGACACUAGUGAAGAAUCGGUCGAAGCAGAGAACUACAUCCCCAGAUUUGAUAGUUAAUGCAAGUGAUUUCACAACUUUUCUUUCAAGAGUUAAAGCUUUAUCUUGAUUAUAUAUUUAUAUAUUCAUGUACUGCAGCAGAUCUUUCAGGAGGUAAGAUUUUUGCAGGAAUAAGUGAAGCAGCUGGCAAUACCCAGUCUAUAAACCGAUUUACAUUCAAUGUCAUUCAAUGGAGGGACAAAUGCUUAUGGUGAUGGAGUACGACAAUCUGAGGACUGUGAUGAAUCACUUUGUUCGUAUUCAUUAAAGUCAUAGUUAUCGCUGGAUCCAAAACCAAAUGGUUCUUCCUCUGACUUCAAAAUAGACAGCUCAUCAACAAGUGUUUGUAAUUCCCUCUCGGAUAAACCUCGGCCGCGGCGUUUCUUGUUCGCAAUCAGCUCACUGACCUAAACAUAGGUUGAAGACGCAGCCUUGUUUUACCUUAUAGCAUAAGGUUGCUACCCAAAAAUCCGGCAUGGAACAAAUUGUGCUUAGAUAAAACGUUAAACCGAGCUUCCAGGUUCAUUCCGAAAGUUACUGCUGUGUGUAUGUGUAUCGCUCGGGAUGAAAGGAUUAAGCAAUCAAAAUAAGCAA